CUUCAGAGGUUUAUUUGGAAUAAACUAGCCUUUGUUCUAUUUAUAUAAUGGAGAAAAUUGUCAUCUUUAGUUUACUUCCAGUAAUUGGGAUUAAUGGAGUCUUUAGUGAGAUUAAACUGGACCAGUCUCAGUCUGAGGGGAAGAGACCUGGAGAGACAGUGAAGAUGUCUUGUGUCAUGUCUGGUUUUACCAUGACAGAAUACUUCAUUCACUGGAUCAGACAGAAACCAGGCAAAGCUCUGGAGUGGAUAGGGAGGAUGGAUACUGGUAGCAAUGCAGCAAUAUAUGGAAGCUCCUUUCAAAGCCGUUUCAUCAUGACUGAAAAUGUCCCCAGCAGCACCCAGUACCUGGAGAUCAGGAGUCUGACAGCAGAAGAUUCUGCUGCUUAUUUCUGCGCUCGAGGAUAUACUUAUGGUUUUGACUACUGGGGAGACGGAACCACAGUCACUGUUAGUCCAGGUGAUUCCCCUCAGACUCCGUCCCUCUUCGUCCUCAGUCCUCUGUCGACUCCUGACUUCCCCCUGAAGACAGCAGACGAGCUCGGUCCAAACGUCUGUCUGGUCACAGAUUUCCGUCCAAAGGGGGGAGAAGUGGUUCUGAAUGGAAAAGGGGGUCCGGUCAACGUGAGCACUGAUGAUGCCGUCCUGUCAAAGGACAACACCUACAACUUUGCUGCAUUCAGCAACGAAACCAUCUACUCCUGUGGGAUGAACGGGGCCUUCGGCAACAAUGAAGCUGAUGAUGAAUGUGGCAGCAUUUAUCCAGAAAAAGCCAAGCUGAACUUCUACCUGCUGCUGAUGAACGGAGUCCGAGUGGUGUUCACCAAAGCUCUGGCCUUCAGCACCGUCCUCACCAUCAGAGGCCUGCUCUUCUGAGAAAAAAAACAAUAUACGACACAAACCUAAAGUCAAUAAGAUUUAAAGUUUGAAAUUUUGCUAUCAGAUUUUUACCCCUAAUUGUGUAAAUGUGAAGAGUGGCAUAUUUAUCACUGAAAGUCUCAAGUUUAUUUUAAGCCAAGUUUAUUUGUUUAGCACAUUUCAGCAACAAGGCAAUUCAAAGCGCUUUGCACCAUAAACACUUAAUACAGACACCAAUUAUGAAAUAAGCAAUAAAUAUUACACGUUGUUAAAUGAUGUCAUCAACUUCACCAAGCAAAUCAUAAAACAAACCAAAAAAAAGCCUCUGCCAAAAACCUUCUGUCCAUUAAAGAUAUAUUUGUAUUCAGGCAGCUCUUGUCUCAAAUUAAAUGUGCUUAGGUUUUUCUGCAAUCAACGGAGUAAUAGGAACUGCAAUAAAUAUUAAACACUUGGCUUAUUUUUCAAUAUGAGAGCUUUUAGACCAUCACAAAAUUAAGAAAAUGUGUGCGUGGUCCACAUAAACACAAGUAAUGCGAUAAAAUAAAUAAGUAAAUCAAUAUACCAAAUUGAAUUGAUUAAUCAUUUAGUAAAAUGUUAAAUAAUUAAACUGCAAACACUUUUGAAUUUAUCUAGAAAUCUGACUUCAGUUGUUUGUAUUAAAUAUGUAUAGUCUAAUCAUCAGUGAUGAGAAUUUCUAAAAUCUUUCUGCAGGCUUAGUUAAUUUGUCAUGUGGUAAUGUUGCAUGGAAAGAUUUCCUUAGAGGUUUUUCAAUAUGCUUUGUGUUUCACGCUUUAAUGCCAGGAAGUAUCUGAUUAGUCUGUAUUAAAUCAUCAAGGUAUGUAUUUCAUUAAAUAUGUUUCCAGGUUCUUUUGUAUUUUUCUAUAUAUCUGUGGUUAAUGCUCUGAAUUAAGCACAGACACAUUUUUGGUUGAAAUGUGUUACUGGUUUGUUUGAAAUACACAGAAAUAAAACUUUGUAGCUUUA
Molecule: messenger RNA, 1841 nt
Organism: Xiphophorus maculatus (southern platyfish)
Lineage: Eukaryota; Metazoa; Chordata; Actinopteri; Cyprinodontiformes; Poeciliidae
Gene: ighv2-1
Product: Ig heavy chain Mem5-like
Exons: 7
Coding region: 48-875 (275 amino acids)
Biological process (GO): complement activation, classical pathway; phagocytosis, engulfment; defense response to bacterium
Cellular component (GO): blood microparticle; immunoglobulin complex, circulating; external side of plasma membrane
Molecular function (GO): immunoglobulin receptor binding; antigen binding
Source: RefSeq, a predicted model, not a curated record